Molecule: messenger RNA, 323 nt
Organism: Scutellospora calospora
Lineage: Eukaryota; Fungi; Glomeromycota; Glomeromycetes; Diversisporales; Gigasporaceae
Source: the annotation of a GenBank genome assembly
CUUAUAUCAUUUAUUGUUCUGAUUUAGACCGGCACAAACCAUUAUUCCACGCUCUCCCAACUGAUGGUAGCACUGGAUUUACAACAGCACCUGUUUUUCCUAGUUAUAGUAAUUUUAAAGUUUCCACAACUUGGCAUCUUACUAUUAUUCUUCAAUGGAGAGCCAAACCCGAAUUAGCAUUUUUCACUUUUGUCGAUCAAUGUGCAUUAAGAUCCAGGAUCUUAUGGCUUGGGUCACAUUUUUUUUUGCGGUCAGAUCACAUUGACCCUAUUACUAUUACAUCGGCUUUAAUAAAAUAUCCUGAUCGUGAAUUUGGUUCAUGA